AUGAACGUUCACAAAGUAGCACAGAUAGGCUUUGGACUGCAAGCCCGUGCUUAUGAGCUAGCAAGGCCAUCAUAUCCUCCUGCAGUUGUGAAUUACGUGACAGAAAACUUUCUAAAGAAUGGCACUACCAAGGAAGUUUUAGACCUAGGCAAGUUUGGACCUGAUCAUCGUAUUGUUUCUGAAAUAGCUGCCGGAACCGGUAAAUGGACAAGGCUGCUACCCAAGGAUCUCAAACGAGUUGUCGCGUUGGAGCCGUCGGCCGAGAUGAGAGCCCAAUUCAAAAUCAUCCUAAACGACGUCGAUAUAUUGGACGGAACAGCUACGUCGAUACCAUUUGCAGACAACUCAUUCGACCUCAUCACAGUAGCUCAGGCCUUCCACUGGUUUAGCAACAUAGAAUCACUAAGGGAGAUGCACCGUGUACUCAAGCCUGCCGGGAGUGUCGCUCUGAUAUGGAAUAUGGAAGAUCAACGGACGCCUUGGGUGAGGAGACUGAGAAAAGCAUACGAACCCUAUGAUGGCGCAACACCACAAUACAGAAUGAACUUAUGGCGUCCUGUGCUGGAAAGUACCGAAUUCAAAGCUUUAUUCACUCAAAAGAAGGAGGUGCAAUUCACGCACGAGGUUCUGUGCUCUCGGGACAUUGUCUGGAAUCGAGUGUUGUCAAAGUCGUAUAUAUCUGUUUUGCCUGAGAACGAGCAGGCCAAGCUGAAAGCUACUGUAGAAGACAUGGCACAAGUAGGCCUUUCAACAUAUUCAAAGGAAAUUCUCGAAUCAUUCAACGCUGUAAAAGAUCCCAACACGGAUACAAAUUGGGUUCUAUAUAGUUACGACAAGGAUAACCAGCUCAAGCCAUUCGGUUCUGGUGAUGGCGGCCUUGAAGAACUGACUGACGAAUUCAACUCGUCAAAAAUACAAUAUGCAUUUACAAGAGUAGUAGAACCCAUCUCUGGUCUUCCGAAAAUCGUCAUGAUAAACUGGUGCGGUGAAGGUGUACCGGUUAGUAGGAAAGGGCUAUUCAACUCGCAUGUAAAUGACAUCCAGAGAUUCUUUACGGGUGUACAUGUGGCAAUCAACGCGAGAUACGAAGAAGACGUGACCGCCAAAUCAAUAAUGAAGAAAGUACAAGACUCGAGUGGUGCCAAGUACAGCAUCCAUCAGAAAGGAGGAGCAGAAAAUCUUCAACCAGCCCCGAAACCUGUUGCAACAGCUCCUCCUCCAAAGCCUACGCCUUAUUCUGGAGCCUACUUGAGCAAAGGAACCACGGCGUCUGUACCAGCAGCACCAGCAGCGCCCAGCAUACCAUCAAGGCCCACUCCAGCUCCUGCAGCUUCCCAAGCACCACCACCUCCUGCAGUAAAUUCAUCCUCAACAGUAGCACCGCCCCCACCAAACAGAAGGAAUGAUGCCCCAGUUGAUGAUUUGCUGGAUGGUGAUAGAAAACGUAUAGCUGAACGUGAACGCCGUAUGCGUGAUGAUGCUGAGCAGCGGGAACGAGCAGAGCAGGAGCAACGAGACCGAGAUGCUCGUGAAGCUGCUCAAUCCACCAGUGCUGCUUCGGCGGCGGCACGUCAACGAGAAACAGAUUCAAAGAUUUCUGUUGCUCCACCCGCUCAAGCAUUGCCUGCUAGACCUGCACGACCAGCUGUAGCGUCACCGCCUGCCAAGACUGCUACUGCCCAAUACAACUAUACGCCUGAAGAAUCGAAUGAAAUAGAAUUAGUGGAAGGUGACCUCAUUACAAAUAUUGAACAGGUUGACGAACAAUGGUGGCGAGGGACAGUCAAUGGGAAUACAGGCCUUUUCCCCAGUUCGUAUGUGACAAUAAAUGAUCCAUCAAGGCCAUCUACACCACCAGAGAUCGCUAGUCGCCCAACUGCAGCAAUACCAAAAGUAGCCGAAGUGGUAGCUCCUCCGCCAGCUCCAAGGCCAGUGGUAGCUCCUCCAGCUGCUCCACCACGACCUCAAACCAAGACUGCUAUUGCUCAGUAUGACUACGAAGCAUCAGAAGAUAACGAGAUUUCCUUCUCUACGGGAGAUGUCAUUGAAGACGUUGAUACUGAAGUUGAUGAGAUGUGGUGGAAGGGAAGGGUUAACGGAACAACAGGGCUGUUCCCUGCCAAUUACGUAGAGCUUCAGUAG
This is a messenger RNA of Synchytrium microbalum, 2142 nucleotides long. RefSeq lists its product as uncharacterized. The record is from RefSeq and is a predicted model, not a curated record. Gene Ontology annotation, molecular function: S-adenosylmethionine-dependent methyltransferase activity; actin filament binding. Lineage: Eukaryota; Fungi; Chytridiomycota; Chytridiomycetes; Synchytriales; Synchytriaceae. Gene Ontology annotation, cellular component: cortical actin cytoskeleton; actin filament; site of polarized growth. The transcript has 10 exons. Gene Ontology annotation, biological process: regulation of actin filament polymerization. The coding region runs from base 1 to 2142 and encodes 713 amino acids.